Molecule: messenger RNA, 3526 nt
Organism: Perca fluviatilis (European perch)
Lineage: Eukaryota; Metazoa; Chordata; Actinopteri; Perciformes; Percidae
Product: adhesion G-protein coupled receptor G6-like
Exons: 19
Coding region: 189-2306 (705 amino acids)
Biological process (GO): cell surface receptor signaling pathway; adenylate cyclase-activating G protein-coupled receptor signaling pathway
Cellular component (GO): membrane
Molecular function (GO): G protein-coupled receptor activity
Source: RefSeq, a predicted model, not a curated record
UAAGACAUGCUUCAAACCGUCAGGGUCCACUGUGUCCCUGGCAUUCUGACAAGGAAACUAACAAGCGUCUGCAGAACAGAUGCAGCAAAACCACGACGCUGCCCUCUUCUGGACGAACAAGGAAUGUACGUCGUUUCUCCAUUAAAGGCAGUGAAUGGGUCACACAUCCUGAAUGUCAUCAAAAGAACAUGGGCUGGAUUACUUGGGUUUCGUUUGUUGGCCUUCUGUGGAUUUAUCCACUUUGUCAUUUAGCCAAGAAGACCUCCGAUGACCCGAACACAUGUCUGACGACCAAAAAGACCAAUUUUGUUGUUGUUGAUAACUUCAAUGGCUUCAUCACUGCAAAAAACUAUUCGAAUCUGACAACAGAUUGCAUAGUGUUUCUGCAGAAAAAUGAAACUCGACAAAAUAAGUAUAACCAAACCCAGAAGUGGCCUCAAAUAAUGAAAGAACAAUUUUCUUAUUUUGUGCGCAUCUCAAAAUGGCAUAUCAAUCAGAAUCUGUAUCUGUAUGUCCUGGAAGGGAGGUGCAAUGCAAGUUUAUCAGGCUUCAAAGAGGUCAACAAUCAGUCUCGAGUGUUAACGUGUGUCUUCAAUUACACUGUCACAGACUCUUGCCAGAUUAGAUGUUUGGAUACAGCGAAUGUAUGCCAACAUUCUAAGUUUGAUGAAAACAACUGCAGGGAAAUAGUUCUCCCGGUCACAGACAGAUACAUCAUCAACAUAACAGCAACAAAAAACAACUGUGUCAACUGUAACAAUCCCGUGAAACAGCCCAAUGAGAAAAUUCAGUUGAAUGUAACAAUUGACAUUAAAGGAGACAAACUCGAUGCUGCCCAAGCUACUAAAAUCAUGAACAAAGUGUCCGGCCUGGUCACAUCCAUGACGGGGUCUUCAGCUGCAGUGACUGUGGCAGAAGGAGUUACGGGUGUCGUAGUGAGAGAAACAAAGCCCGCGGACGUACAGGAAGUCUCCAUUGCUUACAGGUCUUCGAAUGACAGCAUGAGUAUUAUUGAAAACAAAGAGACUCUGGCUACAUUUUCAAGAUCUGUCACAGUGUCAAAAGAAGCGUUCGUUAAAGCUAGUUUGAAUGUUACCAUACCAUUUGCAAGUGUUAUCCGAUUCCUCAAUCUGGCUUCGGAUAUGAAGAAUAGCACUGUUUUAGGUAAUGAGGUUUUAGCCAUUGAAAUGGGAACCACUAUCACCAAUCUCACAGACAAAAUGCAGAUAAAUUUUUGGAACAUGACAUACAAAGGAAUUCCAUCUUGUCAAUCAUGGAAUGGUGAAGGGAGUCAACCAAACUGGACCGAUGACGGAUGUCUGACAAUACAUGAUGGACAGAACAUUUCCUGCGAGUGUUCGCAUUUGACAUUUUUUGCUGUCUUAAUGAGUCCUCUUAAUGAAACCAUAUCUAGUUCUGACCUGAACAACCUCACCAUCAUCACCCAAGUUGGCUGUGGAUUGUCCAUGUUCUUCCUCUGCAUAGUCCUCUUCAUGCACUUCCUGCUGAGGAGGACCAAGGCCAGCAAUGCCACAAGGAUUCUCAUCCACCUGGUUUCAGCCAUGUUCCUGCUUAAUUUCACUUUCCUAAUCAACAACGUUGUGGCAAAUCUGAAUAGCUCUGUGGCUUGUAAGAUCAUGGCGGCUCUCAUGCACUACUCCAUGUUGGCCACUUUCACUUGGUUUGCUGUGCAGGCCUUCCACCUCUGCUUGCAGAUAUACACCGGGGGCCAGAUUGUAAUCAGUCGCUACAUACUCAAAGUCUCCAUUGUCAGUUGGGUACUACCAAGUGUAGUUGUGAUUGUACUGCUCAUUUUAGGAAAAUAUGGUGAACAAGUCAUUCACACUAGUGACAGUGAAAAAACCGUGGCCAUGUGCUGGAUAACAGACAAUUUGGUGCACUACGUUGUUAACAUAGGCUACUAUGUUUUGGUCUUCAUCUUCACCUUCACUACCUUCAUCAUCAUACUGUCCUGGCUGUUCUUUCUCAAGAGAACAAGAACCGGACAAACGAGCACACAUGGCAAAAAGAUUGUAAUCAUCCUGGGACUCUGUUGCAUGCUGGGUAUCACUUGGGGUUUUGCCUUCUUCGCCUACGGUGCCCUCCGGAUCCCCUCCUACUACAUUUUCACAGUCCUCAAUUCUUUCCAAGGUUUCUUCCUGUUCAUCUACUACUAUAACACCAGCCACACAGGAGACCUAACCAGCGGUGCGAGCGGUCAUAAAAACUCAAACAGCACCAACACUAUUAAAACCAGCCUGAGCAGCUUUGAGAACCCCUACACUGAUCCGCCAGAAAAGAAAUAAAAAUCCCUGAAAGCCAAAUGGGGACCAAAGAGCGAUGAAAAAGGUCAGCUUGAAGUAACUUGAGACUACAAGCAAGUACUAAACAUUAACUGGACAGGUAUGGUUUUAUGACUUUGUAAAAUGCAUCUUUCCUGACAUAUGAUAGUCAGUGUAUAUAGGGAAAUUGCUUCAAUACUACAUAUUACUCCUUGUUUAGGUUAUCUUAGGAUCAGAAUUUGGUUUUAACAAUUUCAUUCAGUAAGGCUCAUAAAAGGGUGUGUCAUGCAGUUUAAUUAAUUACUUUUGAGACCUUUUUGUAAUGCAAAAGUUCAUUGUAAUUAUUUUUGACAGAUUUUUUAAAUGAAAUGCUUUUGAAUGAUUAAGUACUUGUUCAGGGCCCUCUGAUCUUCCACAUAUAUCCAAAAUAUCUAUAGUUGUGGAUAGAUUACCUGUUCCACCCAUUAGAACUUGCAGUGUUUAAAAGCACGUUUUAACUCUUCGAAAUAUGAAAAGAUGGAACGUGAGGAAAUAAGAAUCCUUUAUUUAGUUACACAAACAUUAAAACAUACAUUAUGUAUCAUACACUAUUUUUAUUUAUUUUUUUAAACUCAUUUUAAGUUGAGAAAUUAUUACUUCUACAACAAGAGAGAUUCUGCUUCCUUGAGAGCUUGUUCCAUUUCGGCAGCCUCCAGGGAAAAGUUCUCCCUUUCCUGCUUCAUAUGUUGCCGUGCUUUAGCGAGUUCUGUCAUUGUUACUUGGAUUUCCUAGAAGUGUGUAAAAUGAGGAACAUUUAUUUAAAAAAACAAAAACAAAAAACACAGUCCAACCAUACCUUAAAUUUACUACAAGAAAUCGCAAAGUUACAUUGGCCAAUAUACGAAGGAGUGUGACUCACCUCUAGCCGAGCACGUUGCUGUGAUGCAGUGUCUCCAAACGCUUUUAAUUCAUUCAGCAGGUCUGUGGAGACACUCUGAAAUGGAGACAAUAAAAUAUGUGUUUAAUAGUUGGCACUGCCUAUGAUAGCCAAAAGACUGUAACCCUUUGUGUAGGAUUCAAGUAUAGUCUAUAUUUAAAUUUUAAAACAAGUAACAUUUGUCACUUGUCUUUAAUUGUGUGGUUUUAUGGCAUAUAACAAGUGCAUGUUUGUAGUUAUUUGUGUGAGUUUGAUAAAGUAUAUGAUAAAUAAAACAUGACUGUGCUUAUAACAUCAAGUAAACUGAAAUAAAAUGUACGCACCAUAA